AUGAUUUGUCUUGUGUACAGUGUGUCAGUGUUAUCGUCUACUUCGUACCCGAGAAGUUACUCGCAAAUCUGCGGUUGCGGUUGUGAGGACAGUGAUGAUGCCGGGGCAGUGAGCAAGCAGCGCGGCACCACGGCUUCCUCAGUGGCGGGUGGCGCGCGGGGAGCCGAGUCUCCUUCGCAGGCCAACCAGGACACCGUGGACAACGCAACACCCACCUGCUGGUGGGCGGCGUGGUCGGCGAUGGGGUGCUUCGGUUCCCCGGGCGGUAAGAGCACUGAGGGCGAAGACCUCAAGUCGCAGAAACGCCGCAGCGAUGCCAUCACAAGGCAGUUGCAGAAGGACAAGCAGCUGUACCGCGCGACUCACCGACUCCUGCUGCUCGGCGCCGGUGAGUCCGGCAAGUCGACCAUCGUCAAGCAGAUGCGGAUCUUGCACGUAAACGGCUUCUCCGACAAGGAGCGUCGCGAGAAAAUUGAGGAUAUCAAGAAAAACAUACGUGACGCUAUACUUACAAUCACCGGAGCGAUGAGCACGCUGACGCCCCCAAUUCCUCUCGAGAAACCGGAGAACAAAGCGCGCGUCGACUACAUACAGGACGUGGCGUCGCAACCUGACUUCGACUACCCACCGGAGUUCUACGAGCAUACGGAACAUCUGUGGAAAGACCAGGGCGUGCAACGCACGUAUGAACGCAGUAACGAGUACCAACUUAUCGACUGUGCCAAGUACUUCCUGGACCAGGUGCAUAUAAUCAAGCAGCCAGACUACACGCCCACGGAGCAGGACAUCCUGCGCUGUCGUGUGCUCACCUCAGGGAUUUUCGAGACACAGUUUGUCGUCGACAAAGUCAAUUUCCAUAUGUUCGACGUGGGCGGGCAGAGGGACGAGCGACGCAAAUGGAUCCAGUGCUUCAACGACGUGACCGCCAUCAUCUUCGUGACGGCGUGCUCGUCCUACAACAUGGUGCUGCGCGAGGAUCCCACGCAGAACCGCCUCAGAGAGUCACUCGACCUCUUCAAAAGCAUAUGGAACAACAGGUCUCACUUUCCUCCCUAA
Messenger RNA from Parnassius apollo (apollo), 1056 nucleotides. The record is from the annotation of a GenBank genome assembly. Lineage: Eukaryota; Metazoa; Arthropoda; Insecta; Lepidoptera; Papilionidae.